AGAAACAUUUUCGGCUCUCAGCUCCUAUCCAAGCACCUUAGCUUUUGCACCGGCAUCAUUUCAUCAUGCCUCAGAUGUCUAAGCUUCUUCUGGGCAGCGCUGCAGUGGCCGGCACUUGGGCCUUCGUGGCUCCCACACCUGCAACUCGUGAUUCUCAGUUGAGGGGUGCCCCGCACCGUGCCACAGGGACCAGCGCCGCAGGCAACACUUCCGGCAGCUUCGGUGCCACUGCUGCAGUGGCCGCACUGGGUGCUUGUGGAGUAGCUUCCAUGCGCCGCGCUGGAAAGCAGCAGAGGAAAGCGGAUGAUGAUGCUUAUGGUGCCAGCCACACAUCAUUCUACACUGAUGCGGUGGCCAAGGACAAGUAUGACACGUUGGAGGAGGUGUUGGCUGAGAAGCUGAAGGAUGACAAGUUGAAGGGGAUGGUGAACGAGCUGCUGGAUGCGUGUGUGAAGAUUACGGAGGCCUUGCGCAUUAACCUGGUGACAGUGAAUGAUGCCUCCAAUGCUUUUGGAGACAGGCAGCUCACUGUGGAUGUCAUUGCCGACAACCUUCUGUGGGAUUUGGCCAAGACUUCCAAGAAUGUUUUUGAGGCAUCUUCAGAGGAGGAGCCGGAAAUUGUGAAGACCAAUGCGGAUGGUCAGUAUGUCCUGUGCUGGGAUCCCUUGGAUGGUAGUUCCAUUGUGGACAACAACUGGGCGGUGGGCACCAUCAUUGGUGUCUGGGACAAGUCCACAGGGCUGAUUGGUGCCACGGGACGUGACCAGGUCAUGAGCAUUGUGACGCUCUACGGGCCACGCACCACGGUCUUCAUCACUUUGGACGAUGGCGUCUACGAGUUCACGCUGGGAGAUGGAAACAAGUGGAUUUGCUCCAGGGACAAGAUUUCCAUCAAGACCGAGUGCAAGAUCUUUGCCCCUGCAAACAUGCGCGCCGCCCAAGAGGUUGAAGGUUACAACAACCUCAUCAAUCACUACAUGACCAACAAGUUCACCUUGCGCUACACUGGUGGUUUGGUGCCCGAUGUGUGCCAGCAAUUCACCAAGGGUCAAGGCGUUUUCACCAACCCAACAUCCAAGGCCUCUCCUGCAAAGUUGCGCCUGGCCUUCGAGGCGGCCCCAUUCGGGCGAUUGGUGGAGAUGGCUGGAGGGAAGACCUCGGAUGGUGUCUCCGGCAACAGCGUGCUGGACAUGAAGAUCACAGCAGUUGAUCAGCGUACCGCGCUGGCAAUUGGCUCCGCUGCAGAGGUGGAACGCUUCAACCAGAUGGUUUUGCAGAAGUAGGCAGGCCAAGGAACGCGUCUGAAGUGCCAGUUCUCAGCCACGGAUGGCGAAUUUUCCUGAUAUCCCGAGCGCAGCCAUAGCUACUUAGAUUUACUUAGUAUUGUUGGAUGUUGCUCUUCUGUGUGCCAUGUCGUUGACCUUUCUCAGCAGGUUAAUUUUGCUGCGUCCACUGCGCUCUAGCCACUGAUCUCUUUUUGUAGAACAUAACAAAUAUAAAGCCGUUUCAAAUCCAUGUCAUGGGCUGCAGCGCUCUCAAAAAGGUGCGAGGCAGUUUGGGAUGCUGCUGUCCCGUUCUUGUUUGGCUAUGCAACGUGCGAACCGACCAAUGCACAAAAGGAAGAUAGUGCAUGGUUAUAUAAAACUGUGUCGAGCUUUGGGCAGGUUUGGGUGCACAGUAUUCAUUACAUGUUUUACACUGUCCAUUUUGGCUCAAACCAAAAGUGGGACAGUGGAGUUUCUGUUCUGCUUGAUUUUUGCUGUGUUUGCUGUGG
Durusdinium trenchii is the source of this 1774-nucleotide messenger RNA. Lineage: Eukaryota; Dinophyceae; Suessiales; Symbiodiniaceae. The record is from the annotation of a GenBank genome assembly.